AUGCAGCUCCAGGCACGAAUGCCGCUAAGCGCGCGGCAGAACAAGUCCGACAGCCUGGCGGUCUCCUCUGGCAGUCAGUUCUGCCGGACGCCCGGGCAGCUGGUACGCAGCGCCAGCGAAGAUGCCGACCCGCGGCGUCAGGCUGUGAUGUUCCGCGGCAAGGGCGUUAUCAUUGCUUCCGAGGAUCGCAAUGGCGAUGGACGCCGACGAAGUGAACGGAACUUUUCCGACCUCUUUGGACAGAGCAGUGGGAGGCCUAUGCCCUUGUCCGCAGCUGGUCGAAGCGAGUUCCACGCGACUGCCACUGCUUCAUGGAUGGACUCGACCACGGAGACCUCUGCCAGGAACCACGGGCGCAGAGCAGGCUUAGCCGAGUCGGGCUCCUUGGUCUUCGACCCUUCGGCUCAGUCCAUGGAGAAGAUCUUGCCGCUGUCGCCGCGAGGCGCAGUGCCAAGGCGAUCGCCCGACUGGUUCGAGGAGCGAACUUGCUGGGACUUCUCUCCACAAAACGCCAUGCACAUCGGAGUCGAACUCGCCCGGCGAAGCCGCGAGGGUUCGGCUCGGCGAGUGCAAUCCCUGGAUGCAGGCCGUCCCGGACGUGGCAACAUAGCGCCUGCUGAACGAAAGCAGGCAAACCUGGCCUCGCGACUCGCUGGUGUUAGCCGGCCCGCUGCCGCCGACUCACCAUCGAUGGUCCGAACUGGCGAUCUUUCUCCAGCCGCCCGGUCAGCGCUUUCCGUCCUUACCCCGAACUCCGCGCGGGAGCGAAAGUUCAAGGAGCUUCACAGCUCAGCCAAGCUGAUCUGA
This is a messenger RNA of Symbiodinium sp. CCMP2456, 807 nucleotides long. The record is from the annotation of a GenBank genome assembly. NCBI's taxonomy places the organism in Eukaryota, Dinophyceae, Suessiales, Symbiodiniaceae.